AUGUCGGACUCCGUUGAUCGGGUCUUUGUCCAUGCACUUAAUACCGUUAAAAAGAUUCCACGGACGGGGUCGGCGCGCCCACCCCCCGCGGACCGUUUGAAGCUAUAUGGACUAUACAAGCAGAGCAUGGAGGGGAAUGUAGAAGGGGUUAUGGACCGGCCAAGUGGGGAUGGGGCGGAUGUUCAGGCCGAGAAGGAGAAAUGGGAUGCGUGGUACGCACAGAAGAAUUUAUCGCGGACGGAAGCAAAACGACGUUAUAUUACUACGUUGAUAGAGACGAUGCAUCGAUACGCCGCUCCAACGCCCGAGGCACGAGAGCUGAUAUCGGAGCUGGAGUUUGUUUGGGACCAGAUAAAGUCAAACACCGCAUCUUCAUCUUCUUCAAGCCCAGUUCAAAUGGUGAGGCCACAUCAUCUACACUCACACGGAAAUUAUGAUUCAAUCGGAGGCCGAAUGGCGCGAGCCGAUGAUAAUCAAAUGGGGAGACAUUCAGGGAGGGAUUCACGAUUGAGAGUCCUGAGCCCAGUCAGCCAGCCUGAAGAACAAAUGAUGAGAAGACGAAACUACGAUCGUAUGCCAGGGGAGGAGCAGGGUGACGAGGACGAGGAUGAUGACGAAGAUGAAGAAGAGUUCCAAGAAGCACGAGACAGCUUCUACGGGGACGAGGACCAAGACGAGGAUGACGUACGUCAACAGAGACCACAUAUAGAUUUAGAUAUAGACCGGGAGAAGCGAAGCCGGCGAUGGCGAAGACGAGUCGAGCAGGCCUUGACUAAAAUGACCGCCGAAAUUGCCGCUAUGAGGGAACUCAUGGAAACACGUGCACACCAUAACGGACGCAGAAGAACUAUAUGGGUAUGGGUGAAAUGGCUGGUUUGGCUUGCGAUAAAGCAAAUAUGCUGGGAUAUUGUGCUCCUCGGCGUGAUAUGUGUUUGGCUGAGGCUUCGGGGUGAUCGACGAGUUGAAGAGAGAAUAAAAUACAUAUGGGCGGAGUUCAAGAAGCGGCUGUCCAAAGUCCGGUUUCGCAGAUACUUAACCCUAGCAGAGCUCACUCUGUGA
Messenger RNA from Coccidioides posadasii C735 delta SOWgp, 1059 nucleotides. RefSeq lists its product as uncharacterized. NCBI's taxonomy places the organism in Eukaryota, Fungi, Ascomycota, Eurotiomycetes, Onygenales, Onygenaceae. Gene Ontology annotation, biological process: fatty acid metabolic process. The record is from RefSeq and is a predicted model, not a curated record. Gene Ontology annotation, molecular function: fatty-acyl-CoA binding.